Strongylus vulgaris is the source of this 219-nucleotide messenger RNA. The record is from the annotation of a GenBank genome assembly. NCBI's taxonomy places the organism in Eukaryota, Metazoa, Nematoda, Chromadorea, Rhabditida, Strongylidae.
AUGAUUACUCUUUCACCUCCUGCCGGGGAUCCAGCUGGGACUCAGCCUGAACCUACUCAAUCCUCUUCUAGCGCUGGCUCUGAUUUGGCAGCCGGUGAUGCUGAAGGCGUGUGGAGCGUGGAUAUAGACCAAGCAUUCCAAGAAGCCCUAGCGAUUUAUCCGCCUUGUGGACGGCGGAAAAUUAUCAUUAGUGAUGAGGGAAAGAUGUAUGGUAAGUAG